GUAAGACUUAGAGAAAUGUACCGUCCAUCUUAUUUUUUACAGAGGUUUGUCUCGCCGAAAGAAGGCAAGGAUGUUAUAUUCAACUCAAAGAAGGGAAAAACAAACUGCGAUCGACGUGAAAACAUGUCGGGCGAGGAAGCCAAAACAUUUUAUGAAACCGUCCUGUCUUCACCUAGUUCUGAUAUGCAACGUACUUUCGCUUUAAAGACCCAUACUGGAGAACAAGAUAAUUCAAAGAAGAGGAGAAGUAACAAACUGAAUGCCUUUGAUAGUUCAUCAACUCAAACUGUAGGUGAUUUGAACACGACAAAACCUCGUCUUAGAAUUAGAUCAAGAUCUCAGAAACUGCCUGUACCUUCCUCCCCGAAUCACAGGUUAGUGAACAAGUUUUUGAAAAAUGCUCAGGAAGGAAAUUUAAGACAAGUCCAAGAACUCCUAUCGGAUAAUAGUAGUAUAGAUAUCAAUGUGUGUGACCAAUAUUCCUGGACUGCCUUGAUGUGCGCUUCGCAUGAUGGCCAGAUUCACAUUGUUAGAUAUUUGUUGGAGAAAGGAGCUUUGUGGAGACGUCACAAGGAUUUACAGGGAAGAACAGCAUUAGACCUGGCUAAACUUGCUGGCCACUUUGAUGUGGUAGAACUUCUUAAAUCCUUCAGUGGUCAGGCUAAAUCCAAACACAACAAAAUCCGCAAAGAAUCAUGCCCUUCCAAAAACAAUAAGACAAAAUUCUGGUGUUCUAUAUGUGAGCAAGAGUUUACAGAUGGUAUGAAGAUACAUGAGGGUUCAACCGUGCACUUGUUUAACAUACAGCGCAAGCCUCAAAGAACAUUUUACUAUAUACCAGAAGGCAAUGUUGGUUAUCAAAUGAUGUUAAAGUCUGGUUGGAAUGAAGACCAAGGUUUAGGUCCAGAUGGAGUGGGACGGAAAUACCCAGUUAAGACAGUCCUCAAGAGAGAUCGGUUGGGGUUUGGAAGCAAGGGAAGUCAACAAGCAAGAGUUACACACUUCGGUCCAAAUGAUCACAGCGCUGUGAAGAGCAGAAAAGUUCUGACCAAAGAGGGAGAAAAGAAAGAAGUUACUGGUAGUAAGAAAAUGAGAAGAUGGGAAAAGCUAGCCAAAGAAAAGAAAGAGAAGAACUGGGAGAGAAAUAUGAGGAUAUAUAUGAACUCAGAAUAAGUUUUCUAUUGACCUUUUUCAAUAACAAGACCCCAAAAUGGUCAAAUUCCGGAAAUAAAUGAGGGGAAAAGAUGCUAUAAACUUGCUGUA
This is a messenger RNA of Orbicella faveolata, 1263 nucleotides long. RefSeq names its product G patch domain and ankyrin repeat-containing protein 1-like. The record is from RefSeq and is a predicted model, not a curated record. Lineage: Eukaryota; Metazoa; Cnidaria; Anthozoa; Scleractinia; Merulinidae. Gene Ontology annotation, molecular function: protein binding; nucleic acid binding.